UUGUUUUUCGUUUGACAUUGUUACACCACCAACCUUCAUCACCAGAAAUGCCCAUCAACAACACCAACAUCAACUAAUUCAUCAUCCUUCAUUUUAAUUUCCCCACAUUGUUUCUAGAAAUUAAUACCCAUUUAUUUUCUUAUAAUAAUUUUAAUUAUUAUUGAAUAUAUAAAGUUUUCAUUUUUAUGGGAACAUUUCAAAGCUUUCGAAAAGCUUAUGGAGCCCUUAAGGAUUCUACCACUGUUGGCCUUGCAAAAGUCAACAGCGAAUUUAAGGAUUUGGAUAUAGCAGUGGUGAAGGCAACUAAUCAUGUAGAGGCUCCUCCAAAGGAAAGACAUGUUAGAAAAAUAUUUGCUGCAACAUCAGUUGUUCGGCCACGAGCAGACGUUGCGUAUUGCAUUCAUGCAUUGGCAAGGAGGUUGGCCAAGACCAAAAAUUGGAUUGUUGCAAUAAAGGUAUUGAUAGUUAUUCAUAGGACAUUGAGAGAAGGAGAUCCUACUUUUAGGGAGGAGCUACUGGCCUACUCACACAGGGGACAAAUCCUUCAAAUUUCAAAUUUUAAGGAUGAUUCAAGCCCAUUAGCUUGGGAUUGUUCUGCAUGGGUUCGGACAUAUGCACUCUUCCUUGAAGAAAGACUAGAGUGUUUUAGGGUGUUGAAGUAUGACAUUGAGGCAGAACGAUUGACGAGAUCUUCCCCAGGUGCAAGCAAGGUACACAGUAGAACCCGCCUUUUAACCCCCGAUGAACUGUUGGAUCAACUGCCUGCUCUACAGCAACUUCUGUUCAGGUUGAUGGGUUGCCAGCCUGAAGGAGCGGCUUGCUGCAAUUAUCUUGUACAGUAUGCUCUAGCCUUGGUGCUGAAAGAGAGUUUCAAAAUUUACUGCGCGAUCAAUGAUGGAAUAAUCAAUUUAGUCGAUAUGUUCUUCGACAUGAGUAAACAUGACGCAGUGAAAGCACUUAACAUUUAUAAAAGAGCAGGACAGCAGGCCGAACAUUUAGCUGAUUUUUAUGAAUUCAGCAAAAGAUUGGAUCUAGCCAGGAAUUUUCAGUUCCCGACUUUACGACAGCCUCCUGCGUCAUUUCUGGCUACUAUGGAGGAAUAUGUCAGAGAAGCAACGCAAAACGGUUCUGUGUCGAAGAGACUGGAGUAUCAAGAAAGGGAUGAAUCCCCACACAAAAGCGAAGAAGCUGAAAAUGAAAUAAAGCAAGAGGAAGAAGAGGAAGAGAAAGCAGACGAGCCAGAGGAGGAGCCUCAACCAGAGCCCGAACCUCAAUCUGAACCUCCUCCCUUGAUAUCCACAGACGAUGAUGAUCUUCUUGGUCUUAGGGAAUUAAAUCCAAGAGCUGCAGAAUUGGAAGAAAGCAAUGCCUUAGCUCUUGCCAUUAUUCCACCUGGAGGUGAGCAUCGUUCUACUCCAAGCAAUGCCUUGAUGGAGUUCGAUGGUACAUCAGGAUGGGAGCUAGCCCUUGUUACAAAGCCUAGCAACAUAAACAACGCCCCACUGCCAGAGACCAAACUGGCGGGUGGCUUUGAUAAUCUAUUACUGAAUAGCUUAUACGAAGAUGAGAACGCAAGAAGACAGUUACAGAUGCAGAAUGCAGGGUAUGGUCCAUACGGAAUGGCAGCAGGUGCAAUGCAAGUACACAAUCCGUAUGAACAACAAAAUGACCCAUUUUCAAUGUCGAACAACUUUGCACCACCAACGAACGUUCAGAUGGCUAUGUCUCAGCAACAGCAACAUCAAAUGAUGAUGCAACAACAAAUGAUGAUGCAGCAACAUAACCAUUACCAACAAUUAACACAACCUCAGAGUAUGAUGAUGGUGCCAUACCAAAACGCCGCUUCACCCUCUCCCUACCACCAGACGCAGCAGCAGCAGCAGCAACCCAUGGGCAUCGGUUCAUCUAACCCAUUUGGAGAUCCAUUUUCUGUGUUAGCUCAAAAUGGAACAGCCCAUCAUGCAAAUCACGGUCUACUUUAGACAGUUAUGGCUUCCUUCCAUUUUUGGCUUGUUUUUGAUCUUCUAUCUAGGGGUGUCAAUCAAUUCAUUAAUGUGUUUCUUUAAUUUUUUGUGUGACUAGCAUUCAUUUAGUGAGUUUUUCAUUACUCCCCUGUCUAAUGUGAUAUUCUUUUGUAUUCUUUUCACAAAAAAGAAAGCAUUCAUAUUCUGAAUUUUGGUCCGUAAACUUUAUAAAACUCGAUUAUCCAUGUUAGCA
Molecule: messenger RNA, 2217 nt
Organism: Amaranthus tricolor (Joseph's coat)
Lineage: Eukaryota; Viridiplantae; Streptophyta; Magnoliopsida; Caryophyllales; Amaranthaceae
Product: putative clathrin assembly protein At5g57200
Exons: 15
Coding region: 186-1982 (598 amino acids)
Biological process (GO): clathrin coat assembly; clathrin-dependent endocytosis; vesicle budding from membrane
Cellular component (GO): clathrin-coated vesicle; clathrin-coated pit
Molecular function (GO): phosphatidylinositol-4,5-bisphosphate binding; 1-phosphatidylinositol binding; SNARE binding
Source: RefSeq, a predicted model, not a curated record